AUGAACAAAGCACAUAGUAUCAUUAUGAUGCUGGAUGGUCGCAAGAAGGACCUUUAUACUCUGGACGAUCUCGUAGAUUCGUUAGAGCACGAUCAGGAAGCACAACAGGAAACAAAGCCAAUGAAUUUUCUGCCUGUAAGCAAACUUCCACCUAUUCCCAUACCCACCUUCAGCGUUAGCGGACGACAGUCUCUAGAAGCAAAUGCAUCAACAAAAGCCCUCGUCAACUGUUGCACAGAUGAAGAAAAGGAGACGUGGGACCGUUAUUGGGCUCUCGAAGACACAGACUCUGAGAUUGUUCUAGGAUGGCUUAAUGUACCACCUGAUCGCAAGAAUAUAGGGGUGCUGGUGACCAACCGGUUGAAAGAAGUCAAGAAAAUUGUUACUAAAUUAGACGCUGAGGCCGUUGAAUGCUUAAUCGGACAUGUGUCAAAUAAGGACAGUUCGAAGGACACUACACAAAGCACAACGGGAGGUCACGUAUUCGCUCCGACUUAUAAAAAGAUCACUGGUUCGAGACAGACCGAAAAGAAGCCAUUUUUUGACACGAUUACCGCUUUCGAAAAGGCAGCUUUGAAGCACGAACUGUCAGAAUUAGAGUCGCGCGAAGCAAAGAAUUUUAUCAUUUGCGAUCACCAAGGCGCUGUAGUUAAUACGAACACGAUCUCGUUGCGAAAGUAA
Haemonchus placei is the source of this 681-nucleotide messenger RNA. The record is from the annotation of a GenBank genome assembly. Lineage: Eukaryota; Metazoa; Nematoda; Chromadorea; Rhabditida; Trichostrongylidae.